Acanthocheilonema viteae is the source of this 715-nucleotide messenger RNA. The record is from the annotation of a GenBank genome assembly. NCBI's taxonomy places the organism in Eukaryota, Metazoa, Nematoda, Chromadorea, Rhabditida, Onchocercidae.
AUGAAGAGUAUUUUUGAAGAAGCUUCAAUGAAAAUAAGAGAAUUUCUUUCUAAUGAUGAAGAAUUCAAUGAAAGAAUACCAGAAUAUGAUCGAAGUACAGCCAACAAAGAAAAUUUUCUCGGUCUCAAAUGGAUUCAUGACAUGGAUGUUAUUCGUGUAACAUUAAAACCAUGGGUUGGAAAGAAAAUAACGAAAAGAACAAUUAUACAAUUCGUUGCUUCGCAAUAUGAUCCAUUGGGUUUCUUAGUUCCUUCGAUGGUACCAUUCAAGUUAUUUAUCCAAUAUCUAUGGAAAGAAAACAAGUCUUGGGACAAAGUUUUAAAUGAAGACGAUGAACAACAAUGGAAUGCAUUAAUUAAAGAAUGGUCAACGAAUGUUAUAGACGUGCCAAAAUUUGCGAUAACAAAUUCACUACAAACGGAAAUCCAUGUAUUUACAGAUGCUUCAAAUGUUGCAUAUUUUACAGCGAUGUAUGUACUUCGUCAAGGAAAUCAAGGAACAAAAUCAAAUUCAUUUUUGAUUUACGCUAAAUUUCGAAUUGCUCUAAUUAAAGGCAUAUCUAUACCCAGACUUGAAUUAUUAUCCAUAUUAAUUGGAAAUUAUACAAAAUUGCUUCCACGAUUUGUACAAAACCGAGUCGAAGAAAUAAGGGAAGCAAAAUUUGCAUUUCGGUAUAUACGAAGUGAACAAAAUCCAGUAGAUAUAGCUACUAAAG